CGUCACUUCACUUCCCGAGCCGCAGAUCAGAGACUCUUCAUACAAACACCAGUAAAAUCAUUGUUUGUGUUAUUUAUCUCUCAUAAUGAGAGGAACACGCGUUAUAUUUGCAUUUAAACAUCAAUGAAAGCCGUGUGUGAGGGCGUCAUCCUGAAACUCAAGUGUGCCAAGAACAAUGAACCUCCACCAGGUCCUGACAGGGGCCGUCAACCCCGGAGACAACAGCUUCUCUGUCGGCAGUAUAAACAACCAGCCGUUCACGGCGUACGCCUCGGGCUGUGACGUGGUCAUUCUGGGCAGUGAUUUUGAGAGGAUCCAGAUUAUCCCAGGAGCCAAACACGGGAACAUUCAGGUGGGCUGUGUGGACUGUUCGCUGCAGGGGGGUCAGAUCGCAGCAUCUUACGGAAACAUUAUUUGCGUGUUCGAGCCUGUAGAGGUCAGUCCACGAGGAAAAGCACAGAAGCUGAAUUAUCACUGGCAGAAGAGCGGUCAGUUUGUUGUGCAGUCAGUGGCACACAUCUUGACGUGGCAUCCCACAGGUACGUGUCUGUUGACCGGCUCAUCGUCUCUUCAGUUGUGGUGUAACCUGCACAUCAGUCCAGAUGCUGAAGAGGAGCGACAGGCGGCGGCUUCUGAUCCACAGAGCUCGUGGAGAUGUGUUUGGCAGUGCAAGACGGCCGCGUCGACUCAUUUCAUCCAGUUUUCUCCAGAUGGAGAGUUUUUUGCCACUGCUGGACAGGAUGACUGUUUGGUGAAGGUGUGGUACAGCUCCAGCAGAUGGCAGGUAGACGUCACUAAACUGCUCACUCCCGCUGACCUGCGCUCUGGAGCAGAGAUCAACUUCUCCUUCAUUUACCUGGCUCACCCUCGCUCCGUCACCGGUUUCACCUGGAGGAAGACCAGCAAGUACAUGCCCAGAGGUGCAGUGUGUAAUGUUCUGCUGACCUGCUGUAAGGACAGUGUGUGUCGACUCUGGGCCGAGACGCUGUUACCCAGUGACUGUCUUCUGUCGGGACUCAGCAGACACAGCAAUAUGAACAGUGAUGUGAAGAAAUCCUCCAGCAACAGCGCCACACACAACCCGCUGGAGCUGAACCUGAAGAAUUCGUGGAGAGAGCAGGUGAGAGGUUUGUCUCAGCUGUCGUAUACAGGCCCUCUUCCUCAACAGCAGAACAAACAUUACAGCCACCGAACCAACAUCCUACACGCCAACUCUCUCUGUCACUUUCACAUCGCUGCCAGCAUAAACCCGGCCACAGACAUCCCUCUGCUGCCCUCCAUCUCAUCUAUGAGUGGCUCUGAGGAGGAACCGGGCGGCACCUUCACCGUUCACUGGCUCAAUAACAAAGAGCUGAACCUGACGCUGAACAUGGAGGUGUUUCUUCAGCAGCUCAGGAGCAGCGUCGAGCAGAAUGACGUAGAUGAGGAUGGGGACAGCGUGGGCGGCUCGGCCUCUCUUCCUGCGGCUGCUGUAGAUCAUCAGGUGGACGUGCUGCUGAGUAACUGGAACAAAGCUGCAGAUAUGCUCUUCAGCAUUCACCCGAUGGACGGAUCGCUGCUGGUGUGGAACGUCGACUGGUUGGAUGAAUACCAGCCCGGCAUGUUCCGACAGGCGCAGGUUUCCUUCGUAUCACGAAUUCCUGUGGCCUUCCCCACUGGUGAUGCCAACUCGCUCAGUCGCAGCGUUGUGAUGUACGCCUGCAACAAAAACGUGGACCUGGCCAUUCAGCACGGGCGUCAGCGGCCCGCGGGUCUGCCCCACUCUACCUCCGCUCUGAUCGGCCUGGGUCAGAACAAACCCGCCUCCAACAACCUGCGUCUCAGCAUCUUCACCCCCAGCGUCCUGAUGAUCUCCAAACACGCUGAUGGCUCCCUUAACCAAUGGGCCGUCAGCUUUGCGGAGGACUCCGCCUUCUCGACGGUGCUCAGCGUCUCUCAUAAAUCACGAUACUGCGGCCAUCGCUUUCACCUCAACGAUCUGGCCUGUCACUCUCUGCUGCCUCUGCUGCUCACCACCUCACACCACAAUGCCCUAAAGACACCCGACGGGGGUGCUGGACCGCCCCAGCCCUCCGACCUCGGCGCCUCGUCUCACAGGAGCAGAGCGUCAUCAGGUGGCGUCUCCCCCAACGCUAUUUACAGCGAGUUGAUCCUGUGGCGGGUGGAUCCGGUGGGGCCGCUGUCGUUCUCGGGGGGCGUGUCAGAACUGGCCAGGAUCAACUCGCUGCACGCAUCAGCGUUCUCAAACGUGGCCUGGCUGCCCACGCUCAUUCCCAGCAACUGCCUCGGUGCGUACGGUAACUCACCCAGUGCCUGUUUUGUAGCCAGUGACGGUCACUCGCUCAGACUCUAUCAGGCUGUUAUUGAGGCCAAAAAACUGCUGAGUGAACUCUCUAACCCUGACAUCUCUAAAUAUGUUGGAGAAGUUUUUAAUAUCAUCAGUCAACAAUCUACGGACAGACCGGGCUGCAUUAUUGAGCUGGAUGCCAUCACAGAUUUUCAGGGCAAACAGACGCAGCUCCUGCACGUGUUUGAGGAAGAUCUGAUCCUGGGAAAUGAGAAAUCAGAUGAUGGUUUGCAGGAUUCUGAUUCCAGCCGGACCAUCUUCUCCGCUCGAUUCUUUCUGGUGGUGCUGGAGUUUUCUCACAGCGGCAGAUCAAUUCUACACAUGUGGCAUCUUCAUCUAGAGGCUGAUCCUGUCAAUAUGGAUCAAAGCCAUACGUCAUCACCGUUUGAGACGUUCAGCUCAACACAAACCCAGAGAUCAAAGCAGAGCACAUCCAACCUUCAGAGCGCCUGUCACCUCACUCUUACACACACUAAAGUUUUCUGUCAGGAGCUCCAUCUGCCGGAGGGUGUCGAGGUCAUUCGUGUAACACCCGCUGCAGGUCACCUGAGCUCUUCGUCCUUGCAGCCAGCCGGACGGGCUCCGUAUCUGCUGGCCACGUCCUGCUCGGAUGGUACUGUCAGAUUCUGGAGGUGUAACGCUGUCUUUGACCCCGAGACUCCCGAGAAAACAUCAUACGUGUGGGAGGAGUGGCCUCUGAUUGUAGAGGAAGGGUUGGUCAACAGCAGUGCUCUGAGUGUUUCUGGACAGCUCAUGGAUCUCAGCUGCUGUCACACCUGCAGAGUGGUGGUGGCACACAGGUCAGAGAGACCUCGCGGUGGCGCUGCCGAACCCCUCGUGCACGUCAGCAUAUUCCAGUGUGAAUCCACAGGCGGCUCUCAGUGGAUCCUGGAACAAACGCUGAAGAUCAGCGGCUCUUAUAGUCCUGAUAGCAAUGACUGUGACAAAAGCUUGAUGGUACCCAGCGUCAGGGAUUCAUGCGUGCUCACUAGCGAUUGUUUAGCUGUCAGCAGGAGACAGGUUCAUUUGGACUGGGUUUCCAGAGAGGAUGGUUCUCAUAUCUUAACCGUGGGUCUGGUAUCCAAACUUUACAUGUACGGCAUGCUUUCGGGAAAGCCUCUGGAGCUGGGACUCUCUGACAGCGGCCAGCAGCGCUGCUCCUCUCGUCUGGUUCUCCUGCGAGUAGUGGAUUUGGUGUCAUCCGUCGAGGGGUCGCUGCCCAUUCCCGUCUCUCUGUCUUGGGUGCGAGAUGGCAUCUUGGUGGUCGGGAUGGACUGUGAGAUGCACGUGUACUCUCAAUGGCAGCCUCCGGCCCCGGUCAAACCGGCCGUCACCACCGGAGAGAACAGCGUCGGCACGGGUAGCAUGACAUCUCUUCCUGCCGCUGUGAAACAGGAGGGGCUCAGUCCGAAUCCUCCUAAGAAGGGCCUCACCAGGUCAAUGACUAGUUUGGCUCAGAAGCUGAGCGGAAAGAGAACCGUGUAUGACCUGCCAGCAGAGCUGGAGGAUUCUGGGUUAUUUGAGGCAGCUCAUCACCUCUUCCCCACUCUGGCCCAGUAUCAUCCGGUACAGCUGUUAGAGCUCAUGGACCUCGGCAAGGUCAAACGGGCCAAAGCCAUCCUAUCCCAUCUGGUGAAGUGCAUUGCCGGGGAGGUUGUGUCUCUGAAAGAUGCCCCGGUCAGCCACGAACGGCGUCUGCGCUCUCUCACCAUCAGUGCCAGCGGAAGCACCGCCAGAGACCCAAAGAUGUUCAGCAAGAGCGAGAGCUCGGACUACACAGAGAUCGACUCUAUCCCCCCGCUGCCCUUAUACUCGCUGUUAGCUGCUGACGAGGAGACCGCUCCCCGAGCCGAAGAACGGGCCGACGGUGCUCGUACGUCCAGCCGAACGGACACCUACGAUGAGCUCUUCCAAACCUCAGGUCUCAGCACGGACGAAGCAGAUCCUUUCGGUGCCGACGAGGAGGACGGAAAUGUCAAAGUCAUUGAUCUAUCCAAGUACAGCCCCACGUUCUUCGGUCCCGAGCAUGCGCAGGUGUUAUCCAGUCACCUGCUGCACUCCAGUCUGCCGGGUCUGACGCGGAUGGAACAGAUGUCUCUGAUGGCUUUAGCGGACACAAUCGCUUCCACCAGCACAGACAUUGGAGAGAGUCAAGGGAAAGGCAGAGGUGGAGAGACGCUGGAUGAAUGUGGCCUGAAGUUUCUGCUGGCUGUACGUCUGCACACUUUCCUCCUGACGUCGUUACCUCCGGCUCAUCGAGUUCAGCUCCUCCGCCAAGGAUUAUCCACCUGUCAUUAUGCCUGGGCGUUUCACUCAGAGGCCGAGGAGGAACUUCUGCACACACUUCCAGCUCUACAGAGAGAAGAUCCCACAUGGCCGGAGCUGAGAGCGAUGGGUGUGGGCUGGUGGCUCAGGAGCACUAAUAAACUGCGCAGAUGCAUUGAAAAGGUGGCUAAAGCCUCAUAUCAGAGGAACAAUGACCCUUUAGACGCAGCUUUGUUUUUUCUGGCCAUGAAGAAGAAAGCUGUUGUUUGGGGGCUCUACAGAUCUCAGCAUAACGUGAAGAUGACAGCGUUCUUCAGUAAUAACUUCAGUGAGGAUCGUUGGAGAAAGGCAGCGUUAAAGAAUGCUUUCUCUCUGCUGGGAAAACAACGCUUCCAACAUUCUGCCGCUUUCUUUCUGCUGGCUGGAUCUCUGAAAGACGCUGUGGAGGUUUGUAUAGAGAAGAUGCAGGACCUUCAGCUGGCUCUGGUCAUCUGUCGACUGUACGAGUCUGAGUUUGAGAUGUCCGGCACUUACAAACGAAUCCUCCAGAGACACGUUCUGGGUCACGAGCAGCAGAUCCCGGCCCAUCAGGAUCCGUUCUUACGCAGUAUGGCACGCUGGGUGUUAGAUGACUACAGCAGGGCUCUGGACACUCUGCUUGAACAGCCUCAUAUUCACGCAGAUAUAUCUGAUCACGAGACGGCAGCCACCUCUCCCUGUAAUCCUGACGUGUUUAACUUCUACACGUUCCUCCGGGUUCAUCCGCUGCUGCUCCGCCGUCAUCUGGGCUCCUCAGAUCAAGCUAAAGUGGCCUUGACGGCCGAGGGCCGCGUGAGCGACUCCAUUAGUCUGAUGGAAAGAAGACUGUUCUUCACCGCCGCUCACGCACACUUACAGGCCGGCUGUCCCAUGCUGGCUUUAGAAGUCCUCUCCAAAAUGCCAAAGGUUGUUAAACGGUCCAAGGCGCUCCUCAGCCAAGAGAAUCCGUCUCUGUCCGGUUCUCUGAUGAACGGCUUUGAGUCUGAUUCUCUGUCGUCUCCUCGAGAGACGAGUCAGUCUGAUUCUCUGCUCAGUCUUGAUUGGAGUCAGCCGUCCGUCACCCUACAGGAUGAACCUCUGGAGCUCAAGUGGGACAGUGACAAAGACGACUCUGAGGAAGAGGAGUCUGGACUGGCGAUGAAGACCAUCCACCCGGAGAACAACAGUGUCCCUCGAGACGCGGCCUCCUCCUCCUCUGGCACAGAGAACACAACCCACGAGUCGCUCGGCGAGGACAUUCUGGCUGCUCAGCUGAAGUUCAGCUCCUGUCUGAAGAUUCUCACCACAGAGUUACGGACGCUGUCCACGGGCUACGAGCUGGAUGGAGGGAAACUGCGUCAUCAGUUGUGUCACUGGCUGGAGCGAGGGGUGGCGGCCCUGCAGAGGUGCUGUGGUUAUAACCCGUUACUCCAGCGACUGUCUGAAGGCAUCUCUGUGGAUCUGAGUCAGGUGGGCACCGGAGACCAUCCGGAGGUCCGGGGUGGAGACGUGCAGCACAGACGCAGACUCUGGCUUCAGAGGAACCAGCCGCUGCUGCGGAUCUUCCUCAGUUACUGCAGCCUGCACGGCUCUCACGGCGCAGGUCUGGCAUCCGUCAGAAUGGAGCUGAUUCUCUUACUGCAGGAGUCUCAGCAGGACGUCACUCAACAGCACACAUCAGUUCCUCUGCUGCUGGCCUGGACCGCUCGCUCCAAAACUGUGGUGGCCAAUCCCAUAGUGCACCUGAGCAAUCUGACUCAUGAUAUCCUGCACACCAUCAACGGUCUGGACUCUCCGCCACAGCCGGAUGUGGUGGACAACAAGAUUUAUGUGAUGCACACACUGGCGGCGUCUCUCUCAGCCUGCAUCUAUCAGUGUCUGUGUGACGGACACAAUUACACUCAUGUGAAUCCCUUCACGGGCAUCAUCUACCAGAGCGUCCUGCUUACCCAUCAGCCCCCGGUGAGGAGCGUGAGCAUGGAGGAAACCGUCCUGCCCAACACGUCACCUGCGCAGUGGCCCGGUAUCGCUGCUCUCAUUCCACUGCUGAACGCUUCAGGAGAUGAGAAUCAGGCCGGUCUGCCCGUGCUUCUGUGUGAGAUCCUCACCGCAGUCUUCCUCAGUCUGUUUGUUCACGGUCUGGCCACUCACUCCGCCCAUCAGCUCUUCAGGAUCGUGGCUCAUCCGCUCAACAGCAGACUCUGGGUGGCUGUGUUUGGAGGCGGUGUUUGUGUUGCGCCUGUGGUGCAGACGUCCAGCUCACCGUCAGUGGAAGAUGCAGAAGGUAAGCAGAGGCGUUUCAGGCUUCAGUCCUCACGGAGUCACUCCAGAGAUGUUCCUGACAGACCCGUGAAGGAGCGGGAACCGUCUGGUUCUAAAGAACGCUUGGUGCCGCCCGAGCUCAGUAUCUGGGAUUACUUCAUGGCAAAGCCGUACGUGCCUCCAUCUGCCAGUCGAGUGGAAUAUGAUUCUGAGGAAAGCCAAGGCAGUGAGGAUGAGGAUGAUGAAGAUGAUGAUGUGUUUAAUCUCAACUCUCCUCAUGAGGAACACUCUAACAGUAACUCCUUCAGCUGGUGCUUGAUGCGAUUGGCCAUGGUGCAGAAGGUUCUGUUAAACCUCAAGAGCUUCUACCCAACAGCCGGUCAUGACCUCUUAGAUCUGCCCGUGUGUUCUCCGCUGUGUCACGCGGCUCUGAAGACCCUGCAGCGCUGGGAGCAGUUGUUGUUGAAGAGGCUGGAGAUUUUUGGAGGUCCUCCGUCAUGGUACAUCUCCACACAGCUGCAGGACGAGAGCGUGUCGUCUGGACCGGCUCUUCUGAGGCACAAAGCCCUGCUGGAGCCUGCCAAUACACCUUUCAAGUCUCGGAGGCGCUCGGCUCUGCCCGUCAAACGUCUGUGGCAGUUUCUGGUCAAACAGGAAGAGGUUCAGGAAACCUUCAUCCGUAACAUCUUCACGAAGAAACGAGAUCAGGAUGAGGAGACUGACAGUCUGAAACAUUCUGUGCUGCUGGAGCCCAACCAACAGCAGAUCGAGGGCGGUCUGGGCAGCCCCGGGGCCAAAGCUCGCAUCAUCCACAAAGAGUCUGACCUCAUCACCGCCUUCGCCAUCAAUAAAGCCAAUCGCAACUGUUUAGUGAUCGCCUCCACUCAGGAGAUCCAGGAGCUGGAUGUCUCCGCCAUCCUGGCCACUCAGAUCCUGACGUGGAUCGACGACGAGGCAGAGAUGGAGGUCAAAGGGAACGAUGAUUUUCUGGUGGUCCACGCUCGUGAUGACUUCGCCGCUUUGCACGGCACCACGCCCUACACGCACAGCAGCCCCGGUACGCCCAUCAACAUGCCCUGGCUGGGCGGCGUGCAGACGGGCCGAGGAGCGGCCGUGCAGCUCAUCAAAAGAAACAUCAAUAAUGUGAGACGGAUGACAUCACACCCCACCCUGCCCUACUAUCUGACCGGAGCUCAGGACGGAAGUGUGCGGAUGUUUGAGUGGGGACAUUCACAGCAGAUCACCUGCUUCAGAAGCCCUGGAAACUGCAGAGUCACAAGAAUCCGCUUUAACUAUCAGGGUAACAAGUUUGGGAUUGUAGAUGCAGACGGAGCUUUGAGUCUGUGGCAGACCAGCACCGGUGGAAACACACCCAAACCAUUUCUGACACUUCAGUGUCAUAAUAAAACUGCCAAUGAUUUUGCUUUCGUGGGAUCAUCGUCUCUCAUCGCCACAGCAGGCCUGUCGACAGACAACAGAAAUGUUUGUCUGUGGGACACGCUGGUCACACCAGCCAACAGUCUGGUGCAGGCGUUCAGCUGCCAUGAGUCUGGCGCUACCGUUCUGGCUUUAGCCUCCAAACAGCAGCUGUUGAUCAGCGGAGGCCGGAGGGGUUGGGUCAGUGUUCUGGACCUCAGUCAGAAGAUUCACAGACAGAGUUUCCAGGCUCACGAUUCUCCUGUCAAAGCUCUGGCCGUGGACUCCACAGAGGAAAGAUUCAUCAGCGGAUCGGCUGAAGGAAACAUCAAGGUGUGGAGCAUGUCCACCCAGAGUCUGUUACACACCUUCAGCAACGAACACGCCAGACAGUCCAUCUUUCGCAACCUCGGCAUGGGCGUCAUGCAGAUCGAAACCGGCCCGGCCAAUCACGUCUUCUCCUGCGGGGCGGACGGAACCAUGAAGAUGCGAGUCCUGCCGGACGACGGCGCCAUCAAAACUCAUGUGAAGUUUAUUAUGUAGCACACUCUUAAUCUUUGCACACGGUAAGAGAAGCAAUAUGAGAGACUCGGACAUCACUGCUCCAAUUCUCAGCCAAUCCCCUAAUAAUCCAGAGAAUCUGUUUGUCUGAUCUCAGUCCACGUCAGCACAGACUUACUGAAGCACAUUUCUAUAGGGAGUUAUAUAAAGAUAUAUAUAUUUAUCAGUAAAGCCUUAACUAUCCAAACUCUUGCUACGCAGUGUUGUGAUCGUGCUCUUGACUUAAAUAGUGAUAAGUGUCCUUAUAUUUCUACCUAAUGUCCAUCAAAUAUCCCCAUCCCUCCUCGCUGGUGCUCACCAGACAUUCAUUCCUUUUCCUUGAAGUUACUGAAGUGGCUUUAAACAUAAACUUCCUGUUAAACUACGUGUGGUAGUUUCUGUGUUGUACAAAUAUGAAUAAUAAUAAUAUUGGGAAGGUAUUGUAUAUUACUAGAAUAAACAGUAUUUAGUUUAGAGAGCUCAUGAACACAGAUCAGUCUCCUCAACACGAGCAGAUACACCUGCUGUUAAAUCACUUCCUGCUUCUGUGUUCUGAGCUGAAAUAUAUCAUUCCACAGAAUAAACCCUGAGACUUGAGCUUCUGUCUGUCAGAUGAGUCUGAGAAACACUCUGAGAGAGACGAGCACAGGUGGAGAAAUGAAUGGAUGACAGCUGCAGCACAAUGAUUCAUUAUUCGUUUAAAGAUUGUAAAUAUGUUCAUGUAAUUUGAUUUCAGAGUGAAGAUUACAGCUUCUUUUAUUAUGGGAUGUAAAUAUGUCAAAGAAGAUUUAUUGAGUUUAUGAUUAAAUGAUUCUGUAUAAAAAGAUCUGUGUUAAAUAUUAAGAAAUAUUUAUAAUCAUUAAGAGCUCUGCAGAAUUUCAGUUUUAGAAAGAUUGUUCAGGGCUUUUUUUUACUUUUACCUCCAACCGAUCGACCCCGAGCACAAACUCUGAAACUUGUGUUUCUCAUGUGAGAUUUUAGAUGAUGAAGGUCAUUUCUCUCAGAGCUCAGUUGAUUUAUUUUACUCGUGAAAAAAAGU
This is a messenger RNA of Triplophysa rosa, 9887 nucleotides long. It is a transcript of the gene dmxl1, whose product is annotated as Dmx-like 1. Bases 176 to 8851 code for a protein of 2891 amino acids. The transcript has 45 exons. Lineage: Eukaryota; Metazoa; Chordata; Actinopteri; Cypriniformes; Nemacheilidae. The record is from RefSeq and is a predicted model, not a curated record. Gene Ontology annotation, cellular component: RAVE complex. Gene Ontology annotation, molecular function: protein binding. Gene Ontology annotation, biological process: vacuolar acidification.